Pseudoliparis swirei is the source of this 1380-nucleotide messenger RNA. RefSeq names its product fibrinogen C domain containing 1a (gene fibcd1a). The record is from RefSeq and is a predicted model, not a curated record. Lineage: Eukaryota; Metazoa; Chordata; Actinopteri; Perciformes; Liparidae.
AUGAUGAACGACAGAUGGACCAUCAUGAACAACAGCAGCUCGGAACUCGGCAACAAACAACAAGAAAAACACAAGAGAUGCUGCAGCUUCGUGUUCUGGUUCUUCACCACGUUGGUUGUUACUGUAGUUGUCGUCACGGCAACCGUCAUCAUCCUGUUCCUGAACCAGUAUCCUCCCUUCAUCAGGGGCCGAGUCUCCUCCUCCUCCUCCUCCUCCUCCUCCUCCUCCUCCUCCUCCUCCUCCCCUGUGGUCUCGACCAAUCCCAGGGAGUCUGGCGCCCUGGUGUCGGUGUCCCGGGUCACAGACGGGGAGCCAAUCAGCAUCUUACUUGACCCCAACUGCCCCGACUACAGCGAGAGCUUCCGGCGCUGGGAGGCGCUGCAGACCUCGCUGCUGCGAGCGCUGGCCAAUCACAACGCAGAGGAAUGGCAGGACAUGAGAUUGGACAGCAGGCUGGGGGAGGAGCUGAAGGUGUUGGCGGGCCACGCCCACAACCUGAGGCUGCAAGCUGAUUCGCUGAAAAGAGGUCAAGGUGUUCUGGACCAGCGUCUGGACGGAAUGCAGAGCGAGCAGAGCCGGAUCUCACAGGUGUUCUCUGACAGCCAAUCAGGUGUGUCGAAGCUGGUUGCCGGGUUCAGUGAUUAUCUGCUGAGCCUGCAGAGGGAGACAGAGAGUCUGAAGAGACUCAACAGUGACCUGCAAAAGGACCACAGAGCUGUCAGACCCAGAGACUGCUCUGAUGUCCUGGCAUCCGGUGUUCCUCAGGAUGGAGUUUAUUCUGUGUUUCCGACCCACGAUCCUGACGGCUUCAUGGUUUACUGCGACAUGAGCACUGAUGGAGGAGGCUGGACGGUGAUUCAGAGGAGAGAGGACGGCUCAGUGAACUUUUUCAGAGACUGGCAGGCGUACAGAGAUGGGUUUGGAAAAACUACAGGGGAACACUGGCUAGGUCUCCAGAGGAUGUCCUCCCUCACCAGAUCCGGUGGGUAUGAGUUACGGAUCGAUUUGGCUGACUUUGACAACGCCACAGCGUUUGCUCUCUACAGGGAUUUCUCAUCUGUGAAUCCUGAGGCGGACGGGUACCCGCUGGACGUGGACCAGUACUCACGGACCGCUGGGGACACUCUCUUGAAGAACUCUGGGAUGCAGUUCACCACCAAAGACCGGGACCAAGACCAGUCAGAGAACAACUGUGCCGCUUAUUACCAGGGUGCUUGGUGGUACCGUAACUGCCACACCUCUAACCUAAACGGGCAAUACCUGAGCGGAGGCCACGCCUCCUAUGCUGACGGUGUAGAGUGGUCCAUCUGGACGGGCUGGCAGUACUCGCUCAGGUUCACUGAGAUGAAGAUACGACCUAGUACUAAACCGGACUCAUGA